AGACUCAAAACAUACAGAGAGUUAGUUAGAUGUUAUCGAUCAAAAAUUGGAAAAAAAUAAUCUUUUAACUCUAGAUUCUAUCGAUUCAGUUCAGUUCAUCUCACUAAAUCCACUUUCAGACAUGAAAAUUUACUCAUUUAAAUUCUUCUUCUUAUACAUUCUCAUCAUGUCAUCAACAUCUUUAAUUAGGUUCUUUUUCCCUUCUUUUUUCUCAUCUGCUCAGCUUCAAAAUGCUCACGUUGAUACUCGAAGUUUCGGAAUUGCUAAUGAUGUGUUCUUGAAAGAUGGGCAGCAAUUUCAAAUCAUUGGUGGUGACUUGCAUUAUUUUCGUAUUCAUCCAGAGUAUUGGAAAGAUAGGCUAUUGAGAGCUAAGGCAUUGGGAUUGAAUACAAUUCAAACAUAUGUACCUUGGAAUCUCCAUGAACCAAGUCCUGGAGAAUGGGUUUUCGAGGGUAUUGCAGAUAUUGAAUCAUUUCUUAAGCUUUGUCAAGAGUUUGGGUUCCUUGUCAUGCUUCGACCUGGUCCUUACAUAUGUGGAGAAUGGGAUUUUGGAGGUUUCCCUGCUUGGUUGCUCUCUAUAGAACCACCCCUCAAACUAAGAUCGUUGGAUCCUGCUUUCCUUCAUCUGGUUGAGAAGUGGUGGGGUGUUUUGCUUCCAAAGAUAGCUCCCCUUCUUUAUAACAAUGGGGGUCCUAUUAUUAUGGUCCAGGUUGAGAAUGAGUACGGUUCAUAUGGAGAUGACAAAAACUAUCUCCAUCAACUUGUUAGUUUGGCUAGACGGCACCUUGGAGACGAAAUAAUAUUGUAUACCACAGAUGGAGGUUCAAGGGAUACUCUUGAGAAAGGAACAAUUCGUGGAGCUAGUGUUUUUUCAGCUAUUGACUUUAGUACUGGUGAUGAGCCUUGGUCAAAAUUUAAGUUGCAGAAAGAGUUCAAUGAGCCAGGAAAAUCACCACCUAUCUGCACGGAAUUUUAUACCGGUUGGCUAACCCACUGGGGUGAGAAACUUGCGGCGACAAAUGCACAAUACACAGCCAAUGCCUUGGAAACUAUUCUCUCUCGUAAUGGUUCUGCAGUACUAUAUAUGGUACAUGGUGGAACGAAUUUCGGGUUUCUCAAUGGUGCAAACACUGGUUCAGAUGAUUCUGAUUUCAAGCCUGACAUUACUUCAUAUGAUUAUGAUGCUCCAAUUAGUGAAUGGGGUGAUAGUGACAGCGCAAAGUUCAAAGCCUUGCGUAAGGUUAUAAAGAAAUACUCACCGGUGUCAGUUCCUCGAAUUCCUCCAAAUAAUAGAAAGAGAGGCUAUGGAAAAGUCAAAUUACGAAAGCGUGCAUCUUUUUUUGAUGUACAACAUACUAUUACCAAUGCUAAGGAUGUCGUUGAAGCCAAAAAUCCAGUUUUUAUGGAAUCAGUUGGUCAGAUGUUCGGAUUUUUGCUAUAUGUGUCAGAAUAUCCUGUCAAGAAAAAUAGAAGCCUUCUUUCCAUACCAAAGGUGCGUGACAGAGCUCAAGUAUAUGUUUCGUGUUCACUGGAUGAAAGAAUCAAUAAAUAUGUUGGUAAAAUUGAAAGAUGGGCGAAUGAACCGCUUGAGAUUCCUAGCAUUAGAUGUGCUUCAACCAUAAGAUUGUCCAUUCUGGUUGAAAACAUGGGACGUCUCAAUUAUGGCCCGUAUAUGUAUGACAGGAAGGGGAUAUUAUCUGAUGUCGUUCUGGAUGGUUCAGUUCUUCAUGGAUGGAGUAUGAUUCCAUUUUCUUUCCAGAACCUAUCUAAGCUUUUCAUAGAGAGUCCCAUUGUUGGAGUUGGCACUACCACAUCUGAAAAAGAACUUUCCCGCAGUAAUUUAGAAUACCAUUCUGAGCUACUCUCUGGAGGACCAAUGCUCUAUGAAGGUCAUUUCACAAUCAACUCAACAGAUGAAAUCGCAGACACGUUCAUAUCCUUCAGUGGUUGGGGUAAAGGGAUUGCAUUUGUGAACGACUUUAAUAUAGGAAGAUUUUGGCCGUUGGCUGGACCACAAUGUAGCCUCUAUGUUCCUGCUCCGCUCCUCCGUCCAGGGAAAAAUGUUGUGAUCAUAUUAGAGACUGAUGCUCCAAACCAUGAGCUUGUGGUUGACUCGAUUGAUCAACAGGACUUUACAUGUGGUCAGCGGUCAAGAUCUGGUACCAAGUAAAUAUGGCUUUGAACUGAAAGUCUGAACAAUUGUCAGUGGGAAGUUCUGUCAAAGGUGAAAGUAGAAAUGCACAUAGAACCAGCAAGUAAGCAAGCAAAUUAGGAUAAAUCUUGAACAGCAGUAAUUUCUAAGUUGACGAGUAACAGGAGAAAUUAUGAAUCAUUCUAAUGAAAAACUUUUGCUUUCAUAGUUUUGUACUAUAUUUCUAUCCUCUGGUUUUGUACAUAUUAGCAAGAUAUCUAUCCGUGGUUUCAAAUUCUGUGACUUGAUUUGA
This is a messenger RNA of Papaver somniferum (opium poppy), 2444 nucleotides long. RefSeq names its product beta-galactosidase 17-like. Gene Ontology annotation, cellular component: vacuole. The record is from RefSeq and is a predicted model, not a curated record. Gene Ontology annotation, biological process: carbohydrate metabolic process. The coding region runs from base 122 to 2170 and encodes 682 amino acids. The transcript has 19 exons. Gene Ontology annotation, molecular function: beta-galactosidase activity. Lineage: Eukaryota; Viridiplantae; Streptophyta; Magnoliopsida; Ranunculales; Papaveraceae.